Messenger RNA from Ailuropoda melanoleuca (giant panda), 798 nucleotides. RefSeq lists its product as uncharacterized. Bases 1 to 798 code for a protein of 265 amino acids. NCBI's taxonomy places the organism in Eukaryota, Metazoa, Chordata, Mammalia, Carnivora, Ursidae. The record is from RefSeq and is a predicted model, not a curated record. The transcript is spliced from 3 exons.
AUGGUAGCAGCUGGAGCAGUGGGAGUUACAGCCCCGACGGUCUGUAAAGGCACUAAAAGGGAUGAUCCAGAUGGUGCUGAUGCUGCGGGUCCGGGAACCACACCUAGAGCCACACUCCAGCUGUGCGAUCACCCGCCUCCCGAGUAUAUUCUGGCUAGCAACCGGAGUCGUUGCUGGGGUCGGGGCUUGCUUGAGACCUGGCGGACGAAGCCCUUAGCACUGGCGGUGGCACACAGUUACUACCUGCCCUCGUCGUCGGAUGGAGGGGAGGAGUCGCUUGCCCAAGACCACCCCGCCAAUGAGAAGCAAACCUGGGACGGAGCCCCGGGGCUUCUCAGCUGCAGGCCUUGUUCCUCCCCUCCAGCGCCGCUGCCUCGAGGUUCGGAGCGCUCUGAGCCCGCGCGCCGCACGCUGCGGUUCCCUGCACACGCUGCUCCGCGCCGCCCGCGGCUCGGCCUACAACCUCUGGUCUUUGGGGUGACUAGGGCGCUCCAAUCUCUUUCGGCGCUGAGAGCCUGGCCGCCGAGACUGCACCCCCGGUGGGCUGAGAGCUGGAGAAGCUGGAGAAGCUGGAGACGCCGGGCUUCUAGCAGCGGCGGGGCGGGGGAUGCCUGGGGCGGGGGGCGCCCUCCGCCCGGCCGCCAGCCUCCCGGCGGCCCUAGGCUCCCCGGGGCGUUCCGCCGCCCGCUGCGGCGCUCGAGGGUGCGCCCGGCGGCCCUCGGCGAACUGAAAGGAGAAACCGUUUGUUACUUGCCCGGGGAGCUAGUCAUCUCAGACCCUGACUUCUGCAGAUGGUAG